AGGCCGGCCGGGGGCGGAGCAGCUGGUGGGUCGGCGCGGGCCCAGCCGUGCGUGCUCACGUGACGGGUCCGCGAGGCCCAGCUCGAGCAGUAGUCCCGGCGAGCGAAGAUGGCGGCCGAGAGGGAGCCUCCUCCGCUGGGGGACGGGAAGUCCACCGACUUUGAGGAGCUGGAAGACGGAGAUGACCUGUUCACCAGCACUGUCUCCACGCUAGAGUCAAGUCCAUCAUCUCCAGAACCAGCUAGUCUUCCUGCAGAAGAUAUUAGUGCAAACUCCAAUGGCCCAAAACCCACAGAAGUUGUGCUAGAUGAUGACAGAGAAGAUCUUUUUGCAGAAGCCACAGAAGAAGUUUCUUUGGACAGCCCUGAAAGGGAACCUAUCCUCUCCUCGGAACCUUCUCCUGCAGUCACACCUGUCACUCCUACUACACUCAUUGCUCCUAGAAUUGAAUCAAAGAGUAUGUCUGCUCCCGUGAUCUUUGAUAGAUCCAGGGAAGAGAUUGAAGAAGAAGCAAAUGGAGAUAUUUUUGACAUAGAAAUUGGUGUAUCAGAUCCAGAGAAAGUCGGUGAUGGCAUGAAUGCCUAUAUGGCAUAUAGAGUAACAACAAAGACAUCUCUUUCCAUGUUCAGUAAGAGUGAAUUUUCAGUGAAAAGAAGAUUCAGCGACUUUCUUGGUUUGCACAGCAAAUUGGCAAGCAAGUAUUUACACAUUGGUUAUAUUGUGCCACCAGCUCCAGAAAAGAGUAUAGUAGGGAUGACCAAGGUCAAAGUGGGUAAAGAAGACUCAUCAUCCACUGAAUUUGUAGAAAAACGGAGAGCAGCUCUUGAAAGGUAUCUUCAAAGAACAGUAAAACAUCCAACUUUACUACAGGAUCCUGAUUUAAGGCAGUUCUUGGAAAGUUCAGAGCUGCCUAGAGCAGUUAAUACACAGGCUCUGAGUGGAGCAGGAAUAUUGAGGAUGGUGAACAAGGCUGCCGACGCUGUCAACAAAAUGACAAUCAAGAUGAAUGAAUCGGAUGCAUGGUUUGAAGAAAAGCAGCAGCAAUUUGAGAAUCUGGAUCAGCAACUUAGGAAACUUCAUGCCAGUGUUGAAGCCUUGGUCUGUCAUAGAAAAGAACUUUCAGCCAACACAGCUGCCUUUGCUAAAAGUGCUGCCAUGUUAGGUAAUUCUGAGGAUCAUACUGCUUUAUCUAGAGCUUUGUCUCAGCUUGCAGAGGUUGAAGAGAAGAUAGACCAGUUACAUCAAGAACAAGCUUUUGCUGACUUUUAUAUGUUCUCAGAACUACUUAGUGACUACAUUCGUCUUAUUGCUGCAGUGAAAGGUGUGUUUGACCAUCGAAUGAAGUGCUGGCAGAAAUGGGAAGAUGCUCAAAUUACUUUGCUCAAAAAACGUGAAGCUGAGGCAAAAAUAAUGAUUGCUAACAAACCAGAUAAAAUACAGCAAGCUAAAAAUGAAAUAAGAGAGGAAAUUGAAGAGUGGGAGGCGAAAGUGCAACAAGGGGAAAGAGAUUUUGAACAGAUCUCUAAAACGAUUCGAAAAGAAGUGGGAAGAUUUGAGAAAGAACGAGUGAAGGAUUUUAAAACUGUUAUCAUCAAGUACUUAGAAUCAUUAGUACAAACACAACAGCAGCUGAUAAAAUAUUGGGAAGCAUUCCUACCUGAAGCCAAAGCCAUUGCCUAGCAAUAAGACUGUUGCUGUUAAGAAGACCUUGGAUGUUGUUCCAGUUAUGCUGAAUUCCACAGUGAAAUCGUUUAAAACCAUCUAAAUAAACCACUAUAUAUUUUAUGAAUUACACGUGGUUUUAUAUACACACACACAUACACACAUACACACACACACUCUGACAUUUUAUUACAAGCUGCAUGUCCUGACCCUCUUUGAAAUAAGUGGACUGUGGCAUGACAUUCUGCAAUAUUUUGCUGAAUUGAACACUAUUGUGUCUCAAAUACUUGCACUAAAAAGUGCACUGCAAGACCAGAAAAUAUUACAAUUUUUUUCUUUACAAUAUGUUCUGUAGUAUGUUUAUCCUCUUUAUGAAGUGAAUUAUCAAUGCACUGAUAAAUGUUCACUUAUACAUUCCUGUACAGAAAUUAUGAUUUUGUGAUUACAGUAAUAAAAUGAUAUUCCUUGUGAAA
Molecule: messenger RNA, 2135 nt
Organism: Cebus imitator (Panamanian white-faced capuchin)
Lineage: Eukaryota; Metazoa; Chordata; Mammalia; Primates; Cebidae
Gene: SNX2
Product: sorting nexin 2
Exons: 16
Coding region: 109-1680 (523 amino acids)
Biological process (GO): early endosome to Golgi transport; intracellular protein transport
Cellular component (GO): endosome membrane; endosome; retromer complex
Molecular function (GO): phosphatidylinositol binding
Source: RefSeq, a predicted model, not a curated record